Messenger RNA from Symbiodinium sp. CCMP2456, 2421 nucleotides. The record is from the annotation of a GenBank genome assembly. NCBI's taxonomy places the organism in Eukaryota, Dinophyceae, Suessiales, Symbiodiniaceae.
AUGCAAGUCACAUCCCGCGGCUCGUGCGCCGCGUUGCUCACAGCGGGCCUUGCCUCUGCGGUGCUGAUAUGGUGGAGUUGGCGCGCCCGCAGGAAAGCGGAAGGAGAUGAGGCCAUGCAGGCUGUGUCGGCGCCGAAGCAGCCGGUGAGGAGCGCGAAGCCAGUGGGGCCAGGACCCAAAGGUGGUCCAAUUGCCACCGCGAUCCACACGAAGGUUUCAAGCGCUUUGCAGCCUUCAGAGCUACGGGUCCACGACGAUUCUGCGGCCCAUCGAGGGCACGCAGGAGUCGCCGGAGUACAGAUCCCGGAGACACACUUCAAGGUCGAGGUGGUGUCUGCUGCCUUCGAGGGCAUCCGCAAGCUGGAACGCCAACGCAAAGUCCAGGACCUGCUGAAGGAAGAGUUUGCUGCCGGACUUCACGCGUUGGAGCUCACAUGCAGAACGCCGGCUGAGCAUGCGAAGGUUCGUGAGCGAGACCGGACACAUGUGAAAGAUGGUGGCAUGGUGACCGUCGAUGAGCUGAGAAGGCAGCUGGCACCGACUGGUGUCCUGCGAGCUGGAAUCAACUUGGCCAACUUCUUGCUGGUCACUGGCCAAAGCUCCAGUGGCACCCCAGAAGGUGUUUCACCGGACCUGGCCGCCGAAAUCGCCAAGCGGCUGGGUACUGCGCUCCGCUUGGUGCCAUUUCCCAACCCCAAGGACUUGGGCGAUGCCGUGGACGAAGGUUGCUGGGACAUUGCCCUCAUAGGAGCAGAGCCUCAACGAGAAGAAAAGAUUGCCUUUAGCAAGCCUUACGUCGAGAUACCCGCGACCUACUUGGUGCCCAGCAACUCAAAGCUGACAAGCAUAGAGGAAGUGGACUCCCCGACAGUUCGAAUCGCCUGCAUGGGGGGAACGGCCUUUGGCUUGUGGCUGGACAAAAACAUCUGUCGAGCCAGCGUCAUCAAGGUCGACUCCAUGGACGCAGCUCUGAAGCUCCUGGUGGAUGGGCAGGCCGACGUGCUCGCGAACCUGCGAGAGCGCCUGUUAUCCGAUGUCCUACGCGUUCCGGGGGGGCGAAUAUUGGAGGGUCACUUCAUGACGGUGAAGCAGGCUGUGGGAACUUCGAAAUGCCGCGGCACCCAUGCAGCCGCCUUCUUGGCAGAGACCGUGGCAGAGCUGAAGGCAAAUGGCUUCGUCGAGAGUCUGAUCGCCAAGCAUGGGGUUGCUGGGAAGCUGGUCGUGGCAAUCGAGGGCCCGGAGGCAAAGCGGCGAAGAACCGAUGUUGCUUCAGAUCGCAAAGACUCCGUUGCCAUUCUGGGCUGUGGAGCCAUGGGAUGCGUGUAUGCAGCGUUCUUUGCCAGAGCAGGGCACGAGGUCUGGGUCGUGGACCUUUGGCCUGAACACAUCUCGAAAAUGCGGGAGGAGGGCCUUCGUCUCCAAGGGCCCACGGGGGACUUUACAGUGCGGGUGAACGCAACCCUCUCCGCCCACGACGUGCCGCCGAGCGAUUUGGUCAUCAUCUCGACCAAGAUGAGAGACUUGGAGUCUGCCGCGCAGCUGGCGGCGAAGCUGACGAAGGAAGAUGGCGUGAUCCUGUCCAUCCAGAACGGCCUCGGUGCCGCGGAGCGCCUGCUCCAGCACGUGGAUGCCGGGCGCGCGAUGCUGGGCAUCGCCAGCAACUUCGGCGCAUGCAUGCGAGGACCAGGCCAUGCCGAGCACAAGAGCAUGAAUCGCAUCAUCCUCGGCGAGCUCGGACAGAAAGCCACGGAGCGGAUCCAGAAGGUCGCGUGCAUUUGGUCCUCCGUGGGCUUCAAUGUUGAGGCAGCCAGCGACAUUCAGCAAAAGAUAUGGGAGAAAUUGAUCUGCAACGUGUUCGUCGGAGGGACGUGUGCCAUCACCGACUUCAAAGUCGGAGAGAUGGUGGAUAACCCCUUCGCAAAGCAGGUCGCAGUGGCCUGCGCCAAAGAGGCGUAUGAAGUGGGCAAGAGCAAAGGCAUCAAAUUUGGCUUUGAGGAUCUGGAACAGUUUGUCGACAAGUUUGCGUCUACCGUCAGGGACACUUAUCCUUCGAUGGCACAGGAUCAUCGAAAGAGACAAAUUUCAGAAGUGGAUGUGAUCAAUGGAGCCAUCCCGCCCGAGGCAGCCAAGCUGGGGCUGGCAGCACCGGUGAACGAAACCGUGGCGAGCCUCCUCCGUGAGCAAGGCUUGGGCUGUGACAACAUGACUUUACUCGUGGUGGAGUUGCAGCCCAGCCAAAGAUCUCAGAUGAGACAGCUCUGGACGUUCCCACAUGGCUCUGCUGUACACCGAGCUGGCGGCAAGGUUGCCAUGACACCUUCGUCGCGACGCCGGGUUGUCAUGCAGCUGCAGAAUGUGAAACGAUCGAGUCGUGCCAAAGUCAAGAGUGCUGGUCGGUCCAAGAUCAGGAGCAGCGGCUGA